Solanum verrucosum is the source of this 735-nucleotide messenger RNA. RefSeq lists its product as uncharacterized. Gene Ontology annotation, molecular function: nucleic acid binding. The record is from RefSeq and is a predicted model, not a curated record. The transcript has a single exon. Gene Ontology annotation, biological process: DNA integration. NCBI's taxonomy places the organism in Eukaryota, Viridiplantae, Streptophyta, Magnoliopsida, Solanales, Solanaceae. The coding region runs from base 1 to 735 and encodes 244 amino acids.
AUGGAAAGAGUCUUGCUGUUUGGAACACCCAGAGCCAUUAUCAGUGAUAGUGGUUCUCACUUCUGCAACAAGGUGUUCAGUGCACUUUUGACCAAGUAUGGGGUAAAACAACACAAGGUUGCAACACCUUAUCACCCACAGGCAAGUGGACAAGUAGAGGUUUCCAACAGGGAGAUUAAAGCAACCAUUGCCAAUAAGACAAAUUGGGCAAGGAAGCUAGAUGUUGAUCUAUGGGCAUAUUGGACAGCUUUCAAGACGCCUAUUGGUAUGUCUCCAUAUCAAUUGGUUUUUGUAAAGGCAUGUCAUUUGCCGGUUGAGCUUGAGCAUAGAGCCCUGUGGGCGUUGAAGAAGUUAAACCUAAGUUGGAGCGAAACUGCAAACUUGAGGUUGGAUCAUAUCAAUGAGAUGGAUGAGUUCCGGUUGAAAGCCUAUGAGAGGUCUGCACUGUAUAAGGAGAGGAUGAAGCUAUAUCAUGACAAACACAUUGAGAAAAGAAGCUUCACUCCUGGUGACUUGGUGUUACUCUUCAACUCUAGACUUCGUAUGUUUCCAGGAAAGCUGAGGUCUAAAUGGUUUGGACCUUUUAAGGUUACACAGGUUUUUCAAUAUGGUGCUAUUGAGCUGGAAAAUGAUAAGGACGAGAGGUUCAAAGGUAAUGGCCAGCGAAUCAAGGCAUAUUUGGGUGUUCCAGAGGAUGUGAAGGUUGUAGAGUACUGUAAAAUUGACGAAGUCUGA